Hyalella azteca is the source of this 2479-nucleotide messenger RNA. RefSeq names its product dual specificity protein phosphatase Mpk3. The coding region runs from base 679 to 2064 and encodes 461 amino acids. NCBI's taxonomy places the organism in Eukaryota, Metazoa, Arthropoda, Malacostraca, Amphipoda, Hyalellidae. The record is from RefSeq and is a predicted model, not a curated record. Gene Ontology annotation, molecular function: MAP kinase tyrosine/serine/threonine phosphatase activity; protein tyrosine/threonine phosphatase activity. Gene Ontology annotation, biological process: negative regulation of MAPK cascade; protein dephosphorylation. The transcript has 4 exons. Gene Ontology annotation, cellular component: cytoplasm; cytosol.
CUUGCCGAGUGAGCAUGUGCUUUACUUAGCUCUGGAACUUGUCGUCCACUCAUAGCCUUCCAAACACUCGCAUAACUUUGAUAAUUUUCCCCCAGAAAGUCUAGUGCAACGCUUCUAUUCUUCCAUAGUUUGUUUAGUGUUGUAGGUCUGAUGAAAAAGCUCUAGUGAAGUGAUGUGCAACAGAAACGUAAGACUGUGCUACUGUUCCUUAUUGACGGAUGAAUGUUAACUCAAGUAGUGUUGGUUUCACGAACACUUCUUGAUUUCGUUCCACUCCCGUAAUCUAGUGAUCACUUGGUGUACCUUUCACGCAUUUACAAAUUUUCGUCUUACGUAAGAGUUGGCCAAAAAGUGGGCCGAAUAUUUUUGUUUUUGAGGUAAGGGUAACUUGACGAAGAGAGCAGAGGUGUGAAGAGCUCUUUGAACGGUGCAAGCGCUGCUCUCGCUGUCGAAGUAGAUGGAAACUUCUGAUGUUUCAAGACUUGCUUCAGUUUCUCGUGCUAACGUUAAGUUGUGCUGCAAACCUUAUAGUAAAAUAGCAAGUAGGACUGGCUAAGCCAUCAUCCUGUGAGCUAAGAGUUGUAUUUCGAAAUAAAUAGCAGCUUAGGCAGUUUCGGACGUGCCCAACUUUCGUUUAUAGAACGGAAGGUCUCGAGGCGAACUGAUCCGUUUGGUGCAAUGAUGCCGUCCUUAGGCAACGACACGCGCAUCGUUGAUGCCACGUACGUUUGCGAAGUUCUGAGAGGUCUCCGUCCCAACGAGAACUGCCCUGUAGUACUCGACUGUCGUGAUGAAGCUUCCUACUCACACAACCAUGUACGAGGAGCCCUACACGUGGCACUACCAUCCCUACUCGUGCGUAGGCUGGCUGCUGGUAAGGCUAGCAUCGGACAGGUGGCUCGACACCUCGGCGCUGAGGUACAGUCGGGCGUCUUAUUCUACGACCACGAGGGGGAACAAACUGCCGUGGUCGUGGCCCUCGCCAACAAGAUGCUGCAGGAGGGCUGCUCCGUGCAGUACCUUGCUGGCGGCUUCAGCCAGUUCCAGCAGCUGUACCCUGAGUGGUGCGAGGGCUCCACAGACUCUGCGUGUUCUCUGCUGCCUGCGCCCGCAGGAAUAGCAUCCUCGGACAAACUCUGCGGCGAGGCUCCGAUUGUAGGACUUAAGUCCUUAAGAAUAUCCCCCGGCGAGUCCUUAUUACCCUUGGACGCGUUGGACGGCGGCAAAGGGCUGUGUGACUCGUCCUUAGGGCGCGAGACGCCCCUAGACGACCUGUGCUUCCCUGUGGAGAUCUUGCCGCACCUCUUCCUGGGCAACGCCAAGAACUCCGGCGACAUGGACGCGCUCAAUAGGCAUAAAAUACAGUACAUCGUGAACGUGACGCCGGACCUGCCUAACGUGUUCCUCUCAUUACAGUACAUCGUGAACGUGACGCCGGACCUGCCUAACGUGUUCCUCUCAUUACAGUACAUCGUGAACGUGACGCCGGACCUGCCUAACGUGUUCCUCUCAUUACAGUACAUCGUGAACGUGACGCCGGACCUGCCUAACGUGUUCCUCUCAUUACAGUACAUCGUGAACGUGACGCCGGACCUGCCUAACGUGUUCCUCUCAUUACAGUACAUCGUGAACGUGACGCCGGACCUGCCUAACGUGUUCGAGGGCUGCGGCCACUACAAGUACAUGCAGAUCCCCAUCUCUGAUCACUGGAGCCAGAACCUCGCGUCCUUCUUCCCCAAGGCCAUCCAGUUCAUAGACGAGGCGCGGGAGAGCGGCGUGGGGGUGCUGGUGCACUGUCUAGCUGGCAUCUCACGGAGCGUGACCAUCACCGUGGCCUACCUCAUGUUCAAGAAGAAGCUCAGCCUAGAGGCGGCCUAUGACUACGUCAGAGUUAAGAAAGCAAACAUCGACCCAAACUUCAACUUUAUGGGUCAACUUAAAGAUUUUCAAGUUCAGCUGAACUUGUCGCCGCAGAAAUGCUCUUGUAUCGCGGACUGCAGAUGUCGACACCUGCACUUCUUGUCUUCCCCGGACUCUGGCAUUGAGUUCGAUAGGUACUCAUGAGGACAUGUUACCCCGGCUGGGGAGAGAGGGGGAAGCAGUUAUUCUUCCCCACUGGUAACUUGCUCUGCAGGACUUGCCUCUCCCCACGUUGGGUCGAGUUCUUCCUCAUCUUCUACUUCAUCUUUAUCGUUCCAUUCUAUGUCGCCCUUCGCGAUGAGUCGGCAUUCUGGGUCGCCGUUUGCUAUGAGUCGCUCACCGUCCGUCCUGCCCGUCAAACCUAAACUCGAACUUGAAGGAAAACUUGCAAGUGAUAAAGGUUAUAGUGAUGAGGGGGCCACAGUGGGGAGGGAGGGUGAUGAGCAGGGCGAAGGAGGAGAGAUUUGUGAUGAUGAAUAUGAAGAUGGUGUUAAUAGUGGCAGCGGAACUGGUGGUAUUGAAGGUGAGGACGGUGGUGGUGGUGGUGGUAUUGGAGGUG